GCGCAGGCACUAGAGGGCACUCUAGAGGAGCAAUCUCUCGAGGGCGCGCUUGUGGAGCAGACUCUCGAGGGCACUCUGGUUGUGCAGGCACUGGAGAUGGGAACUCAGGACGGCUGGACGGGAUUCAGGAUUCAGGGGAGGUGCCAAGUCUAUCUCCAGAUCCCAGUCCUCUGGUUCGUUUUGAAGAUCCAGAAGCCCCCGAUGGUUAAUUAGCUCUGGUGCAGUGGGUGGAGCUUCACUCUGUUCUCUCAUUGUACCAAGAAUUUUCCACCGUGGCAUGCUCUGUAGCUGGCUUACACACUUAGUCUGACAUAAUCAUCUCAGGUUGAGUGGCGAUCAUUGGCUCUGUCGCUCCAUGAGGCGAUGGCUUGUUGGUCGCUGCACACUCCGAUCCUCCAUCAUCGGUGAUCUCUGGCUGAUGCUCUGCAUUGUGGUGAGAUGGUGGGCUGGGCUCUGGAUCCAAAGUGGGGCUGGUGUCUUCGUCCACGGGCUGAACAGUCACUAGUGAGUUGCAUGACUCCAUCACCCACUUGAUGUAAGCGGCCAAUACUUCGCUCCGCAGAAGUAUACUGUGUACAAGAAGCUGUCUGGCCAAUGAAUUCACAUCCUGUGGUUCUAACUGGAGUGAAAAUGCAUUCACAUGACACGAGAGAGCUGCUGCUUUCAGUUUCAGUGAUGGUUUGUGAACACUGCUGAACAGGAACAGAUUGAAAGGUGAGUACCAGACGAGCGUAAGUGACAUUUUCUUUCUACUGGAAAAAGUAUACUGUUAGUCAGGAGUGUCAACAUUUUGGUAUAAAGUAAAAAGCAAAAUGUAUCAAAUAUCACAUAUCGAAGUAUGGUAAUGUUUUGUUUUGGCCCUUCUGUAAAGUUGUUAAAAUUCUCACCCCUCAAAAUGCUGUCAAAGGUUUAAUAUAGCUAUGAAUCACCAGAAUAGUGUUAAUAGUUCUGAGAAAGCAUUUAGCAAGAAGCACUGACAAACAAGAUCUGAAACCACAGAUAUGAGCUUCUCUUCACUCUGCAUGUGUUUUAUUUGGCAUCAGAAAUUCUUAGUAAUGUGUUAAAGUUAAAAAAGUUAAAAGUGUGAAAAGUUCAUGCAAGUGUUUUAUUCUUUAUUUGUCUCUCUGAGUUUAAUACUGAUUCGGACUAGCUUUCUAAACUAGUGCUGUCAAAUGAUUUAAGAAAAAAAAUUUAUGUUUAAUUAUUAAAUAUAUUUAGAAGUAAUAUAUAGUUACAUUAUACAGUUAUACAGUUACAUUAAUAUACAAUUACAUUUUUUGAUAUAAAAUGCUUCUAUUGCCUACCUCAUUUGUACGUCGCUGCUAAAUGACUAAAUGUAAAUGUAAAUGUAAAAAGUUAUGACAUCCUAUUAAAUUUCGUAAGGGCAAAAUAAAAAAACACCUGGAGCAGCCCUCAGAACAGCUGCAGCCCAGCACGUCCCGUUGCCUGACCCCUGCAUCAAGCUGCUGCCCAAAAUGACGGCUAACAAUGAUGUAGAAUCAUACUUACAGAUGUUCGAAAUGACUGCAAGGGCCGAAGGGUGGCACCGGCAGAUGGUGCGCAGGCUGAAUCCAAGCACGAGCCUGGGACUUGUCGAGGCCGUCGAGCUGGCGGAUGCGACCCAACACCUGGAGCCUGGGGUAUUUUCCCGGAGGGCACCCAGCAACCGGUAAGCAGGCCGGCAGUUCCCUUUCCUCGAGAGACCGGACUCUUCCCCCGUGCAUGCACGCUGGUGUCCUCGUGGGUCCAGGAAGGGUGUGUGAAAGUACUUGCCACGCCGCCAGAGAAGCACGCUGUCAGACUCCGUAGUCCAGGCGAUGACUGCACACGUGUACCGUUGACGGGCCAGGAUGCCGGGCUGUUUAUCCCUUCAAAACUGCCGACAGGAAGAAGCGGAGGAGAAGCCGUGGGAAGAAGCCGCCGCUCCUCGCGUACCCCGAACCAGAGAGGGGAGCGCGUGCGGCCCGCCGGACUCCGCCCCUUACCUGGACCCUUCCUCCUGGAGCACUACCUGAACUGCACUCCCCCUGCAGCACGACGAGGACACCAGUUCCCCCAUUUAUUUUGGACACUUUUUCCCCUGGACGCUUUAUUUUGUAUAUUUCUGUUAAUAAAAAGCCUCUCCAAGGCCUGACGCCACACGCACUGUGUCUGUCAUUGGCUGCUCCUGCCACAAUACCAAUUACAUGUGUGCACGGGGACACCCGACAAGUACCAAUAUCUCUGCCUUUUGAAGGAUCUGCCAGUGCCGGUGCUAGUUGGGAGAGACUGGCCAGGUUUUGACACAGGCAAACAACGCCCUACCCUGCUGGCCUCAGAUAGCGGGAGAGAUGGUGAGUCCCUCUUCCAAAAUCCUAAUCUAUACUAUGAUGUGUUCCAGCAGGUCAUGGGAGAGGGCUCCUUUGCCAAAGAGCAGAAACAGGACGAUAGGCUGAAACACUGCUGGCCCCAGGUUUGCGUCAUCAAAGGCAAAGAUGACGGCCUGCCCUAUUGUGUCACUCAGCAGUGGGAGGAGGGAAAAUAAUUGCUAGUAGUGCCAUGGACAAAGACAUAAGCCAUCCUGGAGCUGGCACACUCACAACCCAUAGCGGGACACCCAGCAAAUGCCUAAAUAUACUCAAUGAGUGGAAUUCUGUGUUUUAAAUCAACAUGCAUGGAUUGGCAGAUCACACACCAUCAAACCUUUUUUUGCCAUCUAUGUUCUUCUACCUUUUUUACAUCAGUAUGGUGCUCAGUCAACUUCCUCUUGUGCUCUUGCUGAUUUCAAACAUCUACUUUGGACAUACUAAAGAAAGACCAAAAGCCAAAGUGACCAUCAAACCUGAUCAACAUGUAUUCAGAGGAGAGAGAGUUACUCUCAGAUGUGACAUAUAUGCUGAAGGAGUCACUAGAUGGCGGUACAGCUGGUAUAAAGAUGAUUCAGACACUGUUUUCAGUGAUAAACAGGAACACACAUUCAGUUCUGUUACUGAGUCUGACGCAGGUAAAUACUCCUGUUCUGGAUCAGAGAGAGAAGGAUCACGAACAUCACACAUCAGUGAAGAAGUUACUCUGACAGUAUCAGUUCCCAGACCAGUGUUAAGUGUUUCUCCACAGACGUGGUUGACUGAAGGAGAUCCAGUGACUCUGAUCUGUGAGGUUAAAGACUUCUUUACAGGCUGGACAUUCAACUGGUUUUCUCUAAUUCUCUCAUCAGACUUCAGGAAUUAUUAUAAUCCACUCUCAGACAGCAGCAGAGGAUCUGGAGGACUCUACUCUAUCAGUUCUGCUGCUGUAGAUCACACAGGAGUUUAUGUGUGCAGAGCAGAGAGAGGAGAUCCAGUCUAUUACACAACCUUCAGCAACACACAGUUAAUAUGGGUCACUGGUGUUUCUCCUCCAGUCUCUCUGAUCAUCAGUCCCAGCAGAACUCAACACUUCACAUCUGUCUCUCUCUCUCUGAGCUGUGAGGACCAGAGUAACUCUACUGGAUGGACCGUGAGAAGAUACAGAGAUGAAUGGAGGUGGCUGGAAGAUUGUUCAUCAUCAUCAUCAUCAUCAUCAUCAUCAUCAUCAUCAUCAUCAUCAGUGUGGGGAUCACAAACAGGAUCUACAUGUACAAUCAGAUCCACCAGAACAUGGGACACAGCAGUGUACUGGUGUGAGUCUAAAUCUGGAGAGAAAAGUCAUCCUGUUAAUAUCACUGUACACCUUCCCAGACCAGUGUUAAGUGUUUCUCCACAGACGUGGUUGACUGAAGGAGAUCCAGUGACUCUGAUCUGUGAGGUUAAAGACUCGUCUACAGGCUGGACAUUCAGCUGGUUUUCUCUAACUCUCUCAUCAGACUUCAGGAAUCAUUAUGAUCCACUCUCAGACAGCAGCAGAGGAUCUGGAGGACUCUACACUAUCAGUUCUGCUGCUUUAAAUCACACAGGAGUUUAUAUGUGCAGAGCAGAGAGAGGAGAUCCAGUCUAUCACACAACCUUCAGCAACACACAGUUAAUAUGGGUCACUGAUGUUUCUCCUCCAGUCUCUCUGAUCAUCAGUCCCAGCAGAACUCAACACUUCACAUCUGUCUCUCUCUCUCUGAGCUGUGAGGACCAGAGUAAUUCUAGAUGGACAGUGAGAAGAUACACAGAUGGAUGGAGGUGGCUGGAAGAUUGUUCAUCAUCAUCAUCAUCAUCAUCAUCAUCAUCAUCAUUAGACUGGGGAUCACAAACAGGAUCUACAUGUACAAUCAGAUCCACCAGAACAUGGGACACAGCAGUGUACUGGUGUGAGUCUGAAUCUGGAGAGAAAAGUCAUCCUGUUAAUAUCACUGUACACCAGGGUGUGAUUCUGGAGAGUCCUGUUCAUCCUGUGACUGAAGGAGAUAAUCUGACUCUACGCUGUUUAUAUCAACAUUCAACCCCACCAAACCUCAGAGCUGAUUUCUAUAAAGAUGAAUCACUCAUCCAGAGUCAAACUACAGGGAUGAUCAUCUCUACUGUCUCAAAGUCACACGAGGGUUUCUACUCCUGCAAACACCCAGAGAGAGGAGAGUCACCCAAGAGCUGGAUCUCAGUCACAGCUUCCUCCAGAAGAUCAGGACCUGAUAGUUUCAGUCCUGUGAUAGUCGGAGUAUCUGCUGUUAUAUUUAUCACCAUUGUCUUCUUCAUCAUUGUUCUUCUGUGGUGCUACAGAAACAAGAAAGGUGGAAGAUCUCAGCCUCUCUCUAGAGUCAGUCAAACAUCAGGUCAGAGUGAAGCUGGAAAUAAAACACUCAUGUCUGGAACUGCUCAUAUUUAUGACUCUAUUGAUGCAAUUAAUAAAGAUAUAAGCACAGACACUGUAAGUGGAGCUCCUGAAGUCACGUAUGCUGAGAUUGAACUCAAAUCUACAGAGAAACAGAAGAAAAACAAAGAAAACAAAGGGAGAACUAGUGAAAGUUCUGACACUGUUUACUCUAAACUGAAUCUGAAAACCCAUCAGGCUGCUGGAUCUAGUGAUGUGACGUUUGCUCAGGUUAAUAAGUGUUGAAGAGGAAACUUUCAAUCCCAGGAAACUGAUGAGUUUAGUCUGAGAAGAGCUGGAGAAUGAACAGGAUCAUCAGUUCUUUAUCAUUUUUUUGAUGUUAAACACUUGAUGCCAAUAUAUUUUUUAAACAUCAGUGAUUGUCUUUUUUAUCUCUCUUCUGUAUUUUGAAAGGUUACGUCAUUAUGGGUUGAUAGUUGAUCUUAAAUGUAUUUGUAGCAAGGUUUUCUUGGUCAUGGAAAUAUCAGAAUUUUAAAAUUGUGAUUUGGGGAAAAAUCUUUUUUUUUAUAAUUUUUUUCGAGCUAUUUUUAGUUCUAAAAUAUUUAAUUGCUAUAAAUAGCUAAUUAUUAGAUUUGCUUAAAACUGGUAAUGUUUUUAGUUUCUUUUGUAGCUUGCUUUUUGUUUUUAGUAAGAAAUUUGAAUAAUUCAUCAUUAUAAUUUUCAACUUUUUAUCUUUAUUACAAUAACAUAUAUUCUUAUUACUACAUACACGUGAUUGUGUGUUCUUUGAUUUUAAGAUAGUUAACUUAGGAGUAUACCAGCUCUUCAAUUUAAAGGAUUAGUUCAGACAAAAGUUUUAAUUAACCAUUUACUCACCAUUAAAACAUUCUAGGUGUAUAUGACUUGUUUAAAAUUCCUAGUGUCAGGAUUCUGGAUGCCUGUGCCGUGUUUUGCCCCUGUUUCUGCUCUGGUUGGUCUACAUAUAGUCUGUUUCCUGUCUUUGAUUAGUUUGAUUAUUAGUUGAUUCCCUGCACCUGUGUUUAAUCGAUUAAUCUGUAUAUAUUAGUUCCUGUCGGUACAUUUCGAAAUUUCUAGAUGUGGUGUUUGCUGUGUUCUUGUGUAUUUUUUCCUGUGAUUCCAGUAUUAAAGACUGUUAAAAAUUU
Messenger RNA from Puntigrus tetrazona (Sumatra barb), 5876 nucleotides. Its product is annotated as serine-rich adhesin for platelets-like. Lineage: Eukaryota; Metazoa; Chordata; Actinopteri; Cypriniformes; Cyprinidae. The coding region runs from base 2650 to 4998 and encodes 782 amino acids. Gene Ontology annotation, molecular function: transmembrane signaling receptor activity. The record is from RefSeq and is a predicted model, not a curated record. Gene Ontology annotation, biological process: cell surface receptor signaling pathway. The transcript has 18 exons.